This is a messenger RNA of Spodoptera littoralis (African cotton leafworm), 804 nucleotides long. The record is from the annotation of a GenBank genome assembly. Lineage: Eukaryota; Metazoa; Arthropoda; Insecta; Lepidoptera; Noctuidae.
AUGUUGUCGAGGUUUCACCAUUAUCACGGGUCAAAUAUCAUUUUAUUUGAGGAUAAUACUGUUGCAUAUAGAAAAGCAAGCUUUGCCCAUGGAUUAACGUUUAGUGAAAAGCCCCUGCUGCCGGGGGAAAUAUUUUUGGUGGAAAUUGAGAAAACAGAACGAGGCUGGAGUGGUCAUAUGCGUCUUGGUUUGACACUGCUUGAUCCUCAGACGGCUGCGUUGGGUGAUAAAGGUUUGCCUCAGUACGCACUACCCGACCUGGCUAACACUGGUAUGUCAUGGAUAUUUCCUAUUUCAAAGUCUCAAAACAAUGUACUUGUGGAACUUGUGACUCAAUCGUCAAGUGGGCGGCGGGAGAAUGAACCGCGUGUAUCCGUGCUGGGUGAAGGUCACGUAGUGAAGACUCCUCGUGGAUACGUGUCGAAAAUGGCCCUUAGACCACAGACUCUUUCACACAAUGGCACUCCACAAGGCAUUUUACCUAUGGAUGCUGGUAGCCGCAUUGGUGUGAUGUUUGUCCCUUGCCCUAAAGUGAACAAGGAUGAACCAGAUCUAGCAGAAAUGCACUUUAUAAUCAAUGGUGAGGAUCAGGGGCCCUGCACUAAAGUUAUUCCAUACACAAGAGGGCCUUUACAUGCCGUUGUUGAUGUCUAUGGGACUACCAAACAAGUAAAAAUAGUCCAACUAUAUGGAGUGAAAACUCUGCAAAGCGUGUGCAGAGAUGCAAUAUUACAGUAUGUAAACAAUGGCUCGAUAAAGGCUUUGCCAUUGCCAUCAUGCUUAAAAGACUUUUUACUUUCGUAG